AUGGGAACACAAUUGAGUCCCUACUUUAGUCAAAAAACAAGUAUAAACCUCCCCACAACCCCAAACCCAAUGAAUCUGAAAAAUUUAAGUAAUGAGGGAACCAAAAAUCCCAAAAUCCAAAAAAAUGGGAUAAAAUUCCUCCUAUCCUAUGAACUGGAAGCGGAAGCUUGGAAGAGACAGGAGCUGAGUCCUCAGAGAUUAGAACAGCGACGCCUCUAA
Plasmodium inui San Antonio 1 is the source of this 219-nucleotide messenger RNA. RefSeq lists its product as hypothetical. Bases 1 to 219 code for a protein of 72 amino acids. The record is from RefSeq and is a predicted model, not a curated record. Lineage: Eukaryota; Apicomplexa; Aconoidasida; Haemosporida; Plasmodiidae. The transcript has a single exon.